GGGGUGGCGCGGGCGGGCUGCGUGGAGGGGUGCGCCGAUCCGCGCGACGCGCCAGUCUCGUGCCGGUAGUCGGUAGUGCAGCCGAGCGACUCCGGGAGCCGUCCCCGCCGCGCCGUCGCUCGUUCGUAGUCGUAGUGCGCCCACCGGCGCCUGAGCCCAUGGAAACCCAGAACCAGGACGUGGCGCGAAGCCCCGCUGAGGUGCCCAACGACCCCGGGAAGAUGUUCGUCGGAGGCCUCAGCUGGCAGACUAGUCCAGAAAGCCUCCGAGACUACUUUAACAAAUUCGGCGAAAUCACAGAAGUUAUGGUUAUGAAAGAUCCAACAACGAGGCGAUCGAGGGGCUUUGGCUUUAUCACAUUCAGCGACCCAGCAAGCGUAGACAAAGUAUUAGCUCAAACAACACACGAAUUAGAUGGCAAAAAGAUUGACCCCAAAGUGGCCUUUCCCAGAAGAGCACAUCCAAAGAUGGUGACCAGGACAAAGAAAAUCUUCGUAGGAGGGCUUUCCGCACCCACAACGCUUGAAGACGUAAAAAAUUACUUCGAACAGUUUGGACCGAUUGAAGACGCCAUGUUAAUGUUCGAUAAACAAACCAAUAGGCACAGAGGUUUCGGUUUCGUCACAUUUCAAAGUGAAGACAUAGUAGAUAAAGUGUGCGAAAUUCAUUUUCACGAAAUCAACAACAAAAUGGUGGAAUGCAAAAAAGCACAGCCUAAAGAAGUCAUGCUCCCAGCGAAUUUGGCAAAGACGAGAGCCGCCGGACGCGGCGCGUACGAUUUCAUGUGGUCAUUGGGUGCGCUUCCUGACGGUUUUCCCGCAGCGUACGCCGCCUACGCGGCUGGCCGUAGUUAUUCGGGCUAUCCUAGCUUCGGGCUGCCAUAUCCAGCAGUUGACCUGACGAACGGGCAACUGACACCCAACAACAACACACCGCUGCUCGCGCAAGCGCUUUCAGUGAUGAACAACUAUCAAGCAGCAGCAGCCGGGUUCGGGCCACCGGCGUCGCCGCACGCAGCCGGCGGCCGGGCCGGCUUUCCUGCAGCCAGCUCGCCAGGUCCCGCGCUCGACGUGUACGGCUCGGCAGCAGACAGCGUGGGCUACGUGCAGGCGGCCAGCCCCCAGCCCUCUGGAUUCCCCGCGAUCGCAGUCAGCCGCGCGCCCCUCAAUUACACACCAGGGCCCCUGAUUCCUGCGGCUUUUACCAACGGUUAUCAUUGAAAGUGUUAUAGCACAAAUAUUUUACGUGGCGAGCGGUGUGGCGGCGCGUAGCGUCCAAAGCGCAGGCCAGCCGCCGCGCGACACGCAACCCCCUCCAGCGCCCCGCCACCCGCGCCGCGCCGCACCGGCCCGCAACGUCGCGCCGCGACAAGCUGCACCAACCAGCACGACGCCACAUCGGUCCGCAACAUCGCGAUGCGACAGGCUGCACCAACAAGCGCGACACACGCGCCCGUCCGUCCGGCCUCACGCGGACCGCUCUGACGCCCGCGGCGUCUCAAUCUCGCACCGUAACCUCCUCCCGAUAUCCCCAUCCCACACACCCUCUUUACCCUCCACCAACCCCAUCUAUUGUAAAUAACGAUAAUCUACUUUUUGUCGUGUGAACGAGAGAUAGUCUAUCGAUUGAACAGGUAUUUUUUCAAAUUUUUCUCGCUUCGACUGUACCGUAGAUGUGUUGUCAGAGUAAUAAACAAUUAAACUACAAAAAAAAAUACAUUUCAUAAUUAUAUAAAGAUGCAUCUAGACGAUUUUAUUGCAGGGAGGUAUAUCUUACAUAUUUUAUUAUUCAUACUAGAUAAACUACAGUUUAAGGUGUAAUAUGUGUCUCUUACGCGCGCGGAAGUAAACUUACGAUGAAAAAAAAUUCGUAGUAGGUAUAAAUAGUAAUAACAGCCGUGCGCGUUUGCAUUGUAUAAUGUUUAAAAUAGCAAGCUUUUCAUAUAAUUUUAUAUCCAAACGAAUGGGCAUUAGUGUUUGAGACGUAUUCGCAAUAAGCUUGUCCGGCCCUUUUGUACAGAGUUGAGUUGAUCGGUAGCGGCACACGUUGGUAGCGGUCGCGUGCGACAUGCCGCAUGCGGCAAGCGACGGCUGGAGACCGGAGACAAUAACGCGCUGUGCGACAAACGUCCGCGCGCCUCCUCGCUCGUCCACCAACACAUAUUUUAUUCUAUCUAUUUUUAAUAUUAAUGUCAAAUAUUAACAUAAUUAUUAUACUACUAUAUAUUAUGCAUAUUUUACCUAUGAAUGUAAUUAUUUUCGCCUAAUUCGAAUUGUAUAAAAUCACCUCUUUGAACGGCUGUUCUGUUUCAGUAGCUAACAAGUUUCUCGAUUACUUCCGUAUAAGACUAUGUUAGUUACGCGUAUACAUACUUUCUAAUAAUUAUGUAUUAUGAUAUAAAAUUUUAUCCUAAGGAUAACAUGAUCAUGUUUACGAUUCAUAGGGACGUUUGGACAGCUAAGUCGGAACAUUUCAGAAUAUCUCUCAUCGCGUUAAGAUAAUAAAUUCGUUUCUAUCUUGUACCUUUAAACGUAGGUAUUGUAAUUAUAAUAAUAACGAUUUUGUGCAUUACGUAAUAAAUAUUUCAUUGUUUCUAACGAUUGUAUUUACUGUAAUGUAAGACCACUGUUGAGAUAUUACAAGUCUCCAGAAAGGAGCCACACCGAACUUAGUCGUAUUUAAAAUUUUUAACAAUAACUCUUAACAGUUAACUUUCGUACAGACGGUAUAGUUACACGACACAAACAUUUCAAUAAAAUAAAGACAGGGAUAAUAAAAAUUACAGCCAAAGGCGCAGGUUUGAGGUAAUAGAUUAAAAUAUGAAGUCAAUUCAUUAAUCAUAUUCGUUAGGUACUGUUUGACAUUCGUAUCGACCACUGCAUCGGCAGCCGCGGACUCGCGCCGCCGCUUGCUAUCACGUGCACUCAGUUGCAUUCAUUCGUUAUUUACUAUUAUUAUUAAUCAUUACCUACAUCAAUUAAACAUUAAUAUUAUAAAUCUAGGUAUAAAAUUUUAGGUAAUAAUAAUAAUAAACAAUCUUUUAAAUGCUAUUAUUAUAUAAAUACGUUAUAAAUAUAAAUGUUUCCUGUUACAAAAAAAAAUAUUGAAAAUGAUACGAAAUAAAUCAAUAUUCUUUUUAAAGGUAAUUUAUUACUUAUGAGUAUGUAGUUAAUUGAAUAAUGGAGUGUUAGAUAGAGUGCGCUCGUCGCCGGGCGGCGCGCUCGCUUCGCGUUUUUUGUUCGUUCGUGCCGAGUUCGUUCGCUGAGAAGGUCACGUGCGGCAGGCCGGGACCGCACGCCGGGCCGAGCCGAGACAAGCUGUGCCGCGCCGCGCCGCACACACCGCAGGAGACGCGACCGCGAUUAUGUUGUUAAAAACGUUAGCUAGGAAAUUGAUAAUGAAAUCGAAUGGUGUGAGUCUAUAGGACGGUCGGAAUAUCGAUAUCAUACCUAACAAAUUAACGUAAUUAUUUGUUUUAUAUUUACGGUGUUAUAGGUAUUUAAGACAUUUUUUCUUAGAAUAUUUAAUUAUUACGAUGAGAUGUUAUAAUUGUUAGGCCCGGGCCGACGGCGGAGCGGCGUUUAUACUCCGCACCGCCAUCGGCCGUCUCAUUCACACUCACAUCCUCACUAUAAUUAUAUUUUCUUACCGACCUUUUUAAUGUAGGAGAAGCGCACACGGCCGCUUGUCCCCGUGCGAGUACGAGUACAAACAAACAUAUAGUGAGAAACGUUCGUUUCACGCGUUCGUGAGAAGCCAUCGGUUCGCCGCGAUAGCAUCGAGACGAUACACAAUGACAAUUAUUGUAUAUACAUAGUUAGCCGCAUGUGUAAAAAGACGUUUAGGUAAGCGCCACGGGACGCCACACGGGACAAGUCCCGCGCGACCGAUGUACCGUCCGUCAGCCGAACCGUCAAUUAAACGGUAUACAUCCGAUUAAGAGGGAUUCUAUCUGUACACUAGCAUUUUUAACGGCCUAGAAAAAGAGCAUGCGUCACAAGUUAUUAACUUAGUUAAUUAUUAUAAAUCCUUUUCUAUAAUGUUCAAUAUAUAGUUUCGUAAAAAUAAGUUUUGUAAAUUUGUUUUUUUCUUUUGGUUCAUUUCAAACGCAAUAAUACUAGAUCCUUAAAAGGCUAGUGUGAAUCGGUCCAAGGUUGGCGCUACUCUUAGUCAAUACCAACUGAUCGAUAUUAGAUUCAUUUGAGCUACAAUCAGGAUUAGCUUACGAUUGAUUAGUUUCAUUGUUGUUGUUAUGGUUUGUUGAUACGGUUUGUGAGUUGUUUCGUUAGUCACCCUUAGGGCACCUAGGCACGGGAUAUAUUGAACGGUUAGACGCUUGCUGUACAUUAUUUGCUAACUUCGUUUUGAACUACUUUUUAAUCGAGCCUAGCUAGAGUAAUGCCAAAAAUGAUAACGUUUCAAUUUUACUUUAUUCUUCUAGUUAAAUCUAAGUUUAACAUUUCGAGACCAAAUAAUAUGACCCGUGUCGUAAUGCCAAACCACCAUGACGAGUUGAGUGGGCGGCCACCGGACGAUUGCCAAGAGGUCGACGUCUGGUUGGUGUGGGUCGUAGAGUAAAUCGUAGUUCAGUUGUCAGAGAUGAGAAAGCAGAUAGCCAAAAAUUGACGAACUAAUUCAAAACAUACAUUUUUAGGUUUAUUAAAUCUAUUGUACUUAAACUGAAUGUUUUGAAGAAGUACAAUUUUGUUCGUACGCUUACGCAUCUCUCGCCACAGAAUCCAGCGCUCGAGUCGCGGUGUCUGCCCCCACCACGUCAUCGUCUUCUCUCGCUUGUUCGUAUUACGCGUUAGUUGAGAUACUUCAGUCACCAUUUUAGAGGAUUGCUCUAUAUCAGAAUAAAGACUACGUAAUGGUAAGCGAGAUCUCAAGUUUAUUUUAAAAAUUCGUUAAUUGUGAUCCUAAUAAUGCGACUUAUCGUAUGUAUAAUAAAAUUAAAAAGAUAAUUUAUUAUAUUUUGUAUAAUGACAUUCUACGUUAUUUUACACUCGAUCUACUUUAUAUUGUUAUUAAAGAUAAUAAUUAAUUUUAAUCUAAUAACGUGACAGACUGGUAAAGUUCGUAGAGUCGCUGUGGCGGCCAUAGAUCAGUAGCUUUGCAUAUUCGGCGAUGGCCAACUUAAUGUUUCAAGGACCAAAGGUAUACUUAUUCGCGUAGAACCGGACGCGCAUUGGCUCCGCACGAACCGACCCCAGCCGAUCGGUUGUUUCAUCGCAGCAUCAGAGCGUCAUGAGUAUAGCAUUGAGAACAGAGCGCGAGCGGCGCACGCGCCGAUGCCGCAUGCCAUACCGCCAUCAUAGCGCAGCGGGAUGCGGCAUCCACGCCCUGCCCCGCACGCCGCUCCCCCCCGGCACCCUGUCCCACCCCGCAACGCCGCCUGCUUGGUUUCGUUCUCGCGGUUACUUCUCGAUUGCGUGCUUCGCGUGCUGACUGAUUUUCUAUAGCAAUAAAAAAUCAAUUACCUAAGAUUUUACAUUAAAAUAAAUUUGGAGUUAUAUACGUUCGAAUUUGGUGUCAUGUACAUUUAAAAUAUUAGAGAAAGGAGAUAACGAUAGGCGAACGAACCGCGACGUCCAUCGCGGCUUCGGCGCAAUAUUUUCGUCAUUUCUUCGUGUAUAAUAAAUAUGUUACAAGAAUCUGUAUACAAUAUGGAUAUAAAUCGUAAUGAUGAAUAAAUUAGUUUUUACGGCAUCUCUUUAUUAAAAUAAUGAUAAUAUCAAACGUUUUGUAAAAAGCGGUGGGUAUGUCCGCCGCCCCGAUUCCGUGCACCAAUGCACUCUCUUAUUGAAAUAUUACAUUAUAUAACGUACAUAAUACUAUGAGAUAUAUAAUCAUACAGCCUUUCGGGGCGCGCGUGUAUGGCGAUGUAUGUAUACACAUUGUGCAAUGUACAUAUACCUAUUAUAAUACAAUGAUUUAAGACAAGGUUCACAUCGUGCCGUGUGUAUGUGGUAAUAAAUAUAAUAUGGACAUUGUUCAAACAAUAA
Plodia interpunctella (Indianmeal moth) is the source of this 6005-nucleotide messenger RNA. It is a transcript of the gene Rbp6, whose product is annotated as RNA-binding protein 6. The coding region runs from base 159 to 1220 and encodes 353 amino acids. The transcript is spliced from 15 exons. Gene Ontology annotation, biological process: regulation of translation. Gene Ontology annotation, molecular function: mRNA binding. The record is from RefSeq and is a predicted model, not a curated record. Lineage: Eukaryota; Metazoa; Arthropoda; Insecta; Lepidoptera; Pyralidae. Gene Ontology annotation, cellular component: cytoplasm.